CGCGAGAGACAGGAAGGCGGCCGGGCAGGGAGGCAGAGAGGGUGGACGGGUGAGAGGAGAGAGAUAGACGGAGAGCGAGAGAGAGAGAGGGGAGCAGGAAGAUGGUGUGUGUCCCGUCGGUGGCUGCCGGUAUGCGCUGUUCCGGGCUCAACGUGAAGAUGCAGCCAUGGGGGAUCCAGGCGGCUCCAUUCCUUUGUGCAGCAUGAGCCAUGAGCCAAAGUCACCAUCGUUAGGAAUGAUCUCCACGGCGACCCGUACCACGGCGACGGUCAGCCCCCUCACCCCGUCGCCUCUCAACGGCUCCAUCGUAGCCAAUGGAAGCCCCGCUACCCAGUCUGCUCACUCCGGAUUCGCCGCAGCCCUCCGUAAACUGGCAAAACAGGCUGAAGAACCUCGAGCUGCGUCCUCCAUCAGCGCCGAGUCCUCUCCAGUGUCCUCCCCAGCCACCAACCACAGCUCUCCAGUCAGUACACCCAAGAGGGGUCCCCUCGGUCCAGGGCCUGUCCUGGUUCCCCCAUCGGGCCACAGCGUGCCAAACACUCCACCUGUAGUCACCAUUGCUCCAACAAAGACUAGCAACGGCCUCUGGAGGAGCGAGGGACGCCAGGCUGACUCGGGGCCUCGUGGGGCCAGCAGGGAACGUCUGGGUGCAGAGGGGAACCACCCACAGGAAAAGGGUGGUCCCUCAGUCCCUGCCCACCUCCUGGGAAACCCCUAUGCCUUUGGUCUCACCCCCGGCGCUGUCAUGCAGGAUUCACGGUUCCAGCCUCUCAAUCUGCCCAGACAGUUGGCUAAUGCAGUGCCCCCUGGUCAUGUACCAGAAGAGUACCUCCGUGGUUUCCGGCCCUAUGCCACGACUGAGGACGCCCUCCGCAUGCCCUCUUUGCCCUUGGGCCUGGACCCCGCCACUGCAGCUGCCGCAGCUGCCUACUACCAUCCCAGCUACCUGCCCCACCCAUCCUUCACGCCAUACAGGAUGGACGACCCGUUCUGCCUCUCUGCUUUGAGGUCACCUUUCUAUCAGCUGCCAGGAGGGGGAGCUUUACCUCCCAUCCAUCCCUCUGCUGUUCACAUGCACCUACAAGGGGUCCGCUACCCUGGAGACUUCACGCACCCCUCAAUGUCAGCACUGCAGUCGGAGAGGCUUCAGCUGGAGGAUGAGCUGCGACAUAGAGAGAGGGAGCGAGAACGAGAACGUGAGCGCGAGAAAGAGAGAGAGCGCGAGGCCGAGAGGGAGAAAGAACGGGAGAGAGAACGGGAGAGGGAGAGAGAGCGGGAGAAGGAGCUGGAGAGGGAGAAAGAGCGUGAACGGGAGAGGGAGCGCGAACGAGAAAGGGAGAGGGAGAGAGAAAGAGAGAAGGAGCUGGAGAGACAGAAGGAGAGAGCACUGAGGGAGAAGGAGCUGCAGGCAUCCAAGGCCAUGGAGAGCCACUAUCUGGCUGAGCUCCAUGCCAUGAGGGGGCAGGAGGACAGAACCAAGCCUGAGAGACUCACCCCUAAUCGGGCUGAGAAAACCAAAGAGCCUGCACCUCCAGCUCCCAAACCAGUGCCGCCAGGACUCCACUCCUCAAUGGUCCAAUCACAUCAUCCCAUCCCCGGUCUAAUCCCGGGCCACGGCCUCUUCAUGGGGUCCAGCGCUGUAGGGACGGCGCUCUCGGCCUCAAUGAUUGCUCAGAGGAACAAUGAGGAGGAGAGGUGGUUGGCACGGCAACGUAAGCUGCGGCAGGAGAAAGAGGAUCGUCAGUACCAGGUGUCUGAAUUCCGCCAGCAGGUUCUGGAGCAGCACCUGGACUUGGGCCGGCCAGCUGACGCAUCAGAUCAUAGGAUAGACCCACACAGAUCCAUACCAAAUCACCAUGAACCAGGAAGCCGGGACCUCCACCCUCACUUAGGCGCCCCUCCACCCCUCAUCUCCCCCAAACCUCCUCAGCCACCACGCGAACACCACCCUCCCACCACCCUGUGGAACCCUGCAUCUCUUAUAGAAACCCCUUCAGAGUUGAGACGUAACCACGAGCCCUCAGGGAUGGGACACUAUGAGCUCAGUCGGCUGCCCCCAGGUUCCUCCAAAUAUGACGAUGGCGUGCGAAGGAGAGAAGGGGGAGCAAUGGAGAAGUAUCACCAACUGAGAGGUCCUCCGGGCCUGCCGGAACCCAGCACAUUCCUUGCUGAUCUGGAGAAAUCCACCCAGUCCUUCUUCAGCCAGCAGAGGGCAUCACUGUCCAGCCAGUAUGAACUGGAGGGUGCCAUGAAAAGCAACGCUGGCCAUAAGAUCCUCCAGGGACACCCGGGGCACAGUCGACACGGACAAGGGCUAGGAAUGGUCCCCGGGCUGGGGAUGGGACAGGCAGCCACAGUGGCGAUGGGUCCGGACACAACGCUGAUCUAUGACGAAUUCCUUCAGCAGCACCGAAGGCCUGUCAGCAAGCUGGACCUGGAGGAGAAGAGGAGGAGGGAGGCCAGGGAAAAAGGUUACUACUAUGAGCUGGAUGACUCAUAUGAUGAGAGUGAUGAGGAGGAGGUGAGAGCCCAUCUCAGGAAAGUAGCAGAGCAGCCCCCAUUGAAACUGGAGGACUCCACAGAGAAAUUGGACUUCCUGGGAGCGUUCGGCCUGACCACGGUGGGCCGGCGAGAGGAGCUGGUGCAGCAGAAGAGAAGGAAAAGGAGGAGGCGGCUCAGGGAGCGCAGCCCCUCGCCACCUUUCUCGCACGCAAAACGCACUCCGCCUCCUCCUCCCCAACUCAGCACGCGCUUCACCCCUGAGGAAAUGGACCGAGCACCGGAGCUGGAGGAUAAGAAGCGCUUCCUCACCACGUUCAAACUGUCCCAUGUCACCAUGCAGCAGAGGAGAGAUAAUGAAAGGACUGUUGAGCUGCUUCAGGCCAUUAAAGAAAAGAGCGUAACCUUGGAUACCAUCAGACAUGCCCCUCAUCCGCUGUGCAAGAGUCCUCCAGCACAGAUUUCUGAUUCUGCGUUUGCCCAGCCGUCCUCUGAAUCAGAAGGCCACCGCAGUGUCAGACCGCCUAGCCCCUCCUCACAUUGCCCAGCGUCCCCCAGUGGUCACCCAAAACCCCUUGGGGAGACAUUAAGACCAAAGGAACCCCCUUCUCCAGCUGUCUACCCAGACAAGGCCCGGGGGCCUGGUGAGGGUCCGGUCUCUAAGAGGAGCUCCAGCCUUCUGAAUAGCUUACGGCCCCCACUCCCCCUGCAGGCUAAAGAGGGCCAUCACAGCAUCAAUGGACGCACCAAAUCCUGGGACAGCUUCACCCCGGAGGAAUUUGCCCAGCAGUUCCACGAAUCCGUGCUUCAGUCCACUCAGAAGGCUCUGCAGAAACAUAAAGGUGGCGCCACGGGGAUGUCGGAGACGUCUCACCUCCAGGAGUCCUCUGUUCACUACAACAUUCCAGAGCUUCAGAGCGCCCCUGGACGGCCGCCGCAACCGCAUUCACAAUCUCACUCCAAUGCACAUCCAUUUCCCCAUCCACUCUCACUCGCUCACCCUCAGCCCAACGGGCAGCACUUCUCUGUAGCCCUCCACCGGGAGGCCUCAGGGACGAGGGAGGACCUGUCUGGUCCAGAUGACUCUGAGGAGGAAGAGGAUGACGAGGAAGAGGAGGCUCCUCCUUCCAAGUGGCAGGGGAUUGAAUCUAUAUUUGAAGCUUAUCAGGAAUACGUUGAAGAGCAAAGUUUGGAGCGACAAGUGUUGCAGAGCCAGUGUCGAAGACUAGAAGCUCAGAACUACAACCUCAGUCUGACUGCUGAGCAGCUGUCUCACAGCAUGGGGGAGAUGAUGUCCCAGAGACAGAAGCUGGCAGUGGAAAGGGAGAAGCUACAAGCAGAGCUGGAGCACUUCAGGAAGUGUUUGACGCUGCCGCAGACACACUGGCCGAGAGGCGGCCAUUACAAGGGCUACCCUCCCAGGUGACCCCAGCACGCCGACCCGAUGGCCCCGGGCCUACUCCCCUUUCAGACUGACACCCAGAGUUUAUUUUUCAUGGCCUGGUCCACAUGUCUCCAUGGAGGAGAAUACGGCUGGCUAGAUAAGAUGAAUGAAUGAAUUGAGUGAAUGGAUGGAUGAGAGAUGAAUGCAGAGGAGACAGGACCAUACAGUGAAGGACAGACAGUCUUUGGAUUGUGGCCAGCCAGGGACUGUGCCACGAGCCACUAACGUGUGCCAAUGUAGCCAACACAGAGAGCAAGGGACAGGAGUACCUGAAGAUCAACACAAACAAACAAACACACACACACACACACACACACACACACACACACACACACACACACACACACACACACACACACACACACGCACACACACACGCACCUGCUUGUCCCACAUUCUUCAGUCCCCGCUGCUCUAUUGUUCAGUCCUUGCGUCCCUCACCGCCACAGCUACACAGACAAUCCUGCCAAUGAGGGAGCAGCUACCCCAAGAGGGGCGACGUCAAGAGACUUGAACGCUUCAAAGGCUUCCGGUCAGUCGGGACUGAUUUUAUCACAGCGGCCACAUGAGCUUUUGAACUGGAAAUGCACUUAAGAAUAAAAGCUGAAGAACUACCUGGUGGUACUGUGUUACAACAAAGAACUGUUCAAAUUAGGGAAGAACUUAGAAAAUGCACAUUUUUUGGAAAGAAUUAAGGAAAAUGUUUUAUUUCGAAAUAGAAAAUUUGAGAAUAAGAAUUUUAAAAGGUGCUUCAGCCUUGUAUUGUAAAUAAUAUGAAGACUUAAAAGAAUUUUGUAUGUUUUUAUUACUUUAAUCAUUGUUCUUUUAAAGAAAAAGCCUGCCAUUUUUAUAUGUUUAUGCUUUUUUUGGGGGGUUGGAAAAGAAAGCCUUGCUUUUAGUGUUUGUACUGCUGCUGGCCAGAACAGCUCAUUUUUGAGACAUUUAACAGAGUGAGAGAGAACAGGAUACACUCUUACUCCUGACCCAGCCACAACCACCUCAUGUGGCGUCUGAGCUCAGCAAAGCUUACCUAGAGAUCCCGAGACAUGGCUCCCGCACUCUCAUCCCCCGUCCUUCACAGCAACAUGUGUCUCUCUGUGUAAACGCCCAUCAACAACUCCUCUGGUCAGCGUCACUGCUGCUGGCAUGACAAGGUAGCUUGUGCUAUUCUCAUACAGAAACCCGUUGAGAUCCACAAUGACAAUAUAAUUAGUUUUUUUUUUUUACUUUGGUCACUUGACAUACUUGAUUUUGUAAAGACAUGAAGAGUCUCUUAAGCAUCCAGCUGAUGAAACUGGUUCUUGAUGCUUUAUCCUACCAUUGGACCUUUCACUUCUGUAUGACAUUAUAUAGCAUUAGACUCAAACAAUAUGACGGUUUGCAUAAAGUUACGCCUUACAAGCCCUUAUCAGCAGUCAUGAGGACACCGUGCCAAAAUGAAAAUAAUAAGGUAGCAUUUUGGAUUCUUAAGUUUAAAUUGAGUUGCAAUUAGGUAGCCAAACCUUCAGACCAGAAUAGCCAUCUUCCACUGCUGAAAACCUUUGAUUCCAUCAAUCUCCUUCCUGCAUUUCCCCCUUUUUAAUCCCACUAUGUAUACAGACUGGAGAAAAAAAAGUAGAUUCAAACUGGGCAUUUUGUAGUACAUAAAAAAUCAGAUGGGAUUAAUUUACACUUAAUUUCAUACACUUUUACAAUCUUUCUGCAAUUCAUCCUCUCUUUAAGCUCUGACCUGACGUUCAGCCACAAGUUUUAUUCUGACUUUCUCCCCUGUAACUUGUUGCCUCAGCCUUACGGUAACAUGUGUGAUUGAAUACCCCAAAUGCCAUCAAGGAGGUGCGUAGAUCAUCGUUUUGAAUUUAAGGGGCUGCACAAGUUAUCGUGGUGGGACAGUUGGUGUUAAGAGUGGGUGUUUUCAAUAUUUCAGAGUAAAAAAAUGUGAAAAUGUGCAGAAAGUAAAUUUAUAAACCUGAAGCACAGCUACCCCCUACAUACAGUAUGUUAAUUACAAGUGCCUCAGAAAUUUGGGAGCAUGUGAAUGAGUUGCAGUUCACAGGAUGGACAUUCUACACAUAACGCCAGUGAUCAGGGACUAAACAUUUUACAUUCAAGUGUCUACUGUAUGUCUCACACCUUUCAAAUAUGUGCAUGCCAAGAACUGACACAGAAUUCAUUUUAUCUAAAUGCAUCUCUGAGAACCAAUUUAAUCCCAACACCUUUUUAUAAAUGUGGCCCAGUUCAGAGGAUCAGGUGGAUACAGAGCGUAGUCUGUCAUUUUUACAGAGCAGAAGAGGCAUGCUGAGGGAAGCGGCCAAGGCGCAGCACAGUGUGCGUCUCACCCAGCCUUCCUGUGUCUCCAGCCCACGCACGCCCAUGCAAUAGCCCCAUUACUCAGUGGAGGAUGUCUAGAUGCUGUGAAAUCCUGUUUUUAAAAUGUACUUGUUUGAAUUCAUUGUAAUGUAAUAUAUUCUUUGUUGAAUGUAGUAAUUAGGUAUUUAUGAAUAUAUGGCUGUGA
Molecule: messenger RNA, 6455 nt
Organism: Anoplopoma fimbria (sablefish)
Lineage: Eukaryota; Metazoa; Chordata; Actinopteri; Perciformes; Anoplopomatidae
Gene: gse1b
Product: Gse1 coiled-coil protein b
Exons: 16
Coding region: 167-3925 (1252 amino acids)
Source: RefSeq, a predicted model, not a curated record